Messenger RNA from Lachancea sp. 'fantastica', 465 nucleotides. The record is from the annotation of a GenBank genome assembly. NCBI's taxonomy places the organism in Eukaryota, Fungi, Ascomycota, Saccharomycetes, Saccharomycetales, Saccharomycetaceae.
AUGGUCAAAGCAGUCGCUGUUCUAAGAGGAGAUGCCGGUGUUUCGGGUCUAGUGCAUCUUGAGCAAGAGUCCGAGAGCUCUCCUACCACGUUGAGCUACGAAAUCACCGGGUUCAACGGAGACUCGGAACACGGUUUCCAUGUCCACCAAUUCGGUGACAACACCAACGGCUGCACUUCUGCAGGCCCCCACUUCAACCCUUUCAACAAGACUCACGGCUCCCCAUCUGACGACGUCAGACACGUCGGCGACCUGGGUAACAUCUUGGCAGACUCCAACGGUGUUGCCAAGGGUUCCAUCAGCGACAGCCUUGUCAAAUUGAUCGGCCCAUCCUCCGUUGUUGGCCGCACCGUUGUUGUGCACGCUGGCAAAGACGAUUUGGGUAAAGGUGGUAACGACGAAUCUCUCAAGACCGGUAACGCCGGCCCAAGACCUGCUUGCGGUGUCAUUGGUCUCUGCAACUAA